Molecule: messenger RNA, 4535 nt
Organism: Solanum dulcamara
Lineage: Eukaryota; Viridiplantae; Streptophyta; Magnoliopsida; Solanales; Solanaceae
Product: putative pentatricopeptide repeat-containing protein At1g12700, mitochondrial
Exons: 6
Coding region: 85-1161 (358 amino acids)
Molecular function (GO): protein binding
Source: RefSeq, a predicted model, not a curated record
GAUGGUUGUCACUUUAAUUAUUCACAGUAUAGAGAGUCGCGUAAGAGACAAAUUAAUUGUGUAAAAUUAGGGUAAUUGGUGAAGAUGAAUAGAAUUUCUCUGCGCUCUGGUAUUCCCUUUAUCUCUUUCUUUUCUGAUUCUUCAAUUACACUCACAAGUUACAGUAAUAAAUCCAUUUCAGUAAAGGGGAAUUUUGAGUGUUUAGAUGAUGCUGUUAGUGUCUUCCAUCAAAUGGUUACAAUGAAGCAUUAUUCUGCUGCCGUUUCUCUUUUUCGAGAAAUGUGGAAAUUGGGUAUCCCAAUUAAUGGAGUCAUCUUGAAUAUCGUGGUUAACAGCUAUUGCCUGAUGCAUCGUGUUGAUUGUGGGUUUUCGGUGUUACCCAUUUACUUGAAGAAUGGCAUUCCGUUUAAUACCAUCACCUUUAACACCCUAUUAAGAGGAAUCUUUGCUGAAAAUAAGAUCAAAGAUGCUGUUGAAUUGUUCAAAAAAUUGGUGAGAGAGAAUAUUUGUGAACCUGAUGAAGUUACAUAUGGAACCGUAAUGAAUGGGCUCUGCAAAAGGGGGCAUACUCAGAAAACUUUAAGUUUACUGCAGUUAAUGGAACAGGGGAACACUAAGCCCAACAUAUUUAACUACAACAUCAUCAUAGAUGCCCUUUGCAGAGAUGGGAACUCAGAUGCUGCUAUCAACAUCAUGAACGAGAUGAAGCAGAAAGGUCUGCUUGAAGUUGGAAGAAUUGGCGAUGCAGAAAAUAUUUAUGCCGAGAUGCUAUCUACGGGCCCCACACCUGAUAAAUACACACAUAGCACUUUGCUCAAUGGUUAUUUUAAGUAUGGACUUGUUGAAGAAGCUAUGUCGUUCUUCAAUAAGUUGGAAAGAGAGAUAGAAUAUACUAGCAUUGAAGUUUACAAUGUUGUCAUUGAUGGAUUGUGCAAAAAUGGUAAACUUGACAAAGCUCGUGUGAUUUUUGAGAAGCUUUCUUUAAUUGGAAUGCUUCCGAAUGUGAGAACAUACACUAUAAUGAUAAAUGGAUUUAGUUUUGAAGGGUUUUUGGAUGAAGCUAAAGAUAUGCUUAGAAAAAUGGAGGACAACGGUUGUACGCCAAACAAUGUUACAUACAAUGUUUUUUGUGCGAGGAUAUCUAAGGUGCAGCAAAAUUAAUGAAAUGGCAACUUUUAUGAAGGAAAUGGUUAGAAAGGGUUUCACAUGUGAUGCAAAUACAACUGAGUUACUGGUAGACAUUAUAAAGGAGAAUCCUUCUGUCCUUGACAUGAUACCUGAGUUUCCGUCUGAAUAUAAGAAGUGAAUAUUUCUUUCUCUUGCUUUAUUUGGCUUUACUUUCACAAUGCGAAGUGGCAUCCAUGCAAUUACGGAAGCUAAAAAAAUGGCAAUUAGAACAUCGCUUGAGCUUUCCUGGCAGGCUUAAGGCUUACUGAGGAGGAUGGUUUGUUUCCUCUUUCCUCAAAUUUAUUUGCCAACGAUGAUAAGGAAUAAGUAUCAGGGAUUAAUAUCGAGAUUUCCUCAAUCCCCUCGAGUGUUUUGCUACUAUCUCCAAAUAACUUUGACGAAAUUGUGCUAGAUGAGACAGGAUAUCUUGGUUGAAUUCUAUGCUCCAUGAUACUUUAAAUUUUUUCACAGCAAGUCAUUCACUUGAUUCUGGAAUUGAUCAGGGGUUUAUCGAUUCGCAAGUACAAAAGCACUAACAAGGAUGAUAUCUGCAAACAGCAGAAAUCCUGUGAGAAUGGAAUCAGAUAUCCACCAGACUUUGGUGAUUCGGACUGUAAUGCAGCUAGCUGCUGCAGGAUAUAUCUGCUGCCUAAUGCCUUAUAUGAAACUACAUCAGCUCAGUCGUAUACCUUGUCUUUACAUUCUUAAGAUUGAAUCUGUAUCUCAUUCUUAGGAUAUCGUUCAAUGAGUUCCUAAAUUACUGGCUGAUUCCUGCUAGUUAAUACUUACAUCCAUUUAUUUGCUUUAUAAGGAAGUGACUCCAAUUCAACUCUUUAAGAGGAUGAGCUAUUACUGGUUCAGUGGUCAAUUCAGCAGUUGAAGCUUGGCUAUUUUGUAUAUAUUGUCCCCUUUCCGUGAGUAUUUAUACUCCUUUCCCAAUCUCGUCUCUGUAGAAAUUGGGCAUCCCAAUUAAUGGAGUCAUCCAAAAUAGCGUGAUUAAUGGUUAUUGCCUAAUGCACCGUGCUGAUUGUGGGCUUUCGCUGUUACCCAUUUACUUGAAGAAUGGCAUUUCAUUUGAUGUUGUCACCUUUACUACACUAAUAAGGGGAAUCUUUGCUGAAAAUAAGGUCAAAGAUGCUGUUGAAUUGUUCAAAAAGGUGGUGAGAGAGAAGAUUUGUGAACCCAACCAAGUCAUGCAUGCAACAGUAAUGAAUGGGCUCAGCAAAACGGGACAUACUCAGAAAACUUCAAGUUUGCUACGGUUAAUGGAACAAGGGAACACAAAGCCUGACAUAUGCAUCUACAAUAUUGUCGUUGAUGCCCUUUGCAGUGAUAGAAAUUUAGAUACUGCUAUCAAUCUUUUGAACGAGAUCAAGCAGAAAGGCAUUCCUCCUAACAUAGUCACCUAUAAUACACUGAUUGAUGGUUUGUGUAAGCUUGGUCAGUGGGAAAAGGUUAAGACUUUGUUCUCUGAGAUGGUCGUGAACCUUAAUAUUUAUCCAAAUGUGUGCACCUUCACCAUAGUGAUAGAUGGACUAUGUAAAGAAGGGAAAGUGGCAGAUGCCAAGGAAGUAGUGGGUCACAUGGUCAAAAAAGGUGUAGAGCCUGAUAUAAUCACCUACAAUGCGAUGAUGGAUUAUAUUGUUUGCGUGGUCAACUGGAUAGAGCAAGGAGAAUUUUUCAUUCCAUAAUAGUUAAGAACAUUGAGCCUAGCAUUAUUAGCUAUAACAUACUAAUAAAUGGAUAUUGUAAGAAAAAGAAAUUGGAUGAGGCAAUGCAAUUGUUUCGUGAAAUUUCUCAAAAGGGAUCAAUGUCUAAUAUUGUUACUACACUACUAUCUUGCAAGGUCUGUUUGAAGUUGGAAGAAUUGGCGAUGCGGAAAAAAUUUAUGCUGAGAUGCUAUCUACGGGCCCCAGACCUAAUAUAUACACUCAUAGCACUUUGCUCAAUGGUUAUUUUAAGUAUGGACUUGUUGAAGAAGCUAUGUCACUCUUUAAAAAGUUGGAAAGAAAGAGAGAAGAUACUAGUAUUGCAUUUUACAAUGUUGUCAUUAAUGGGUUGUGCAAAAAUGGUAAACUCAAAGAAGCUUAUGCUGUUUUUGAGAAUCUUUAUUUCAUUGGAUUGCUUCCGGAUGUGAGAACAUACAAUGUAAUGAUAAAUGGAUUUUGUCUCGAAGGGUUGUUUGAUGAAGCUAAAGAGAUUCUAAGAAAAAUGGAAGACAAUGGUUGCUUUCCAGACAGUGUCACUUACAAUGUUAUUGUGCAAGGAUUUCUCAGGAGCAACAAAAUUAGUGAAAUCGCAACUUUCAUGAAAGAAAUGGCCGAAAGGGGCUUCUUAUUUGAUGCAACUACAACUGAGUUAUUGGUAAACAUUAUAAGGAAGAAUCCUUCCGUCCUUGAUAUGAUACCAGAGCUUCACUCAGAAAAAAAACAGUGAAUAUUUCUUUCGCUUGGUUUGGUUUAUUCGCUUAUACUCUGCCAUUAUUAUACAAUUUCCUUUUCACCCCUACAAAGGAGACGACAUCCAAUACAAUUGCAGUAGCUGAAACAAUGUCAGUCACAGUGUUGCUUGACCUUUCCAGGCACUUACUGCAGAGUUAUCUUCAGGUACUAUCAUUUUGGGAAUCAUCCACUGCUUCACUGCUCCUUCACUAAACAGAUCUGGACAAUGUUUCAUGCUAUUUUUGGUGUCCAAUGGGUCAUGUGCCAGGAUGCAUUAAACUUGCACUAAGCAGCUGAUACGAGCAGCUUCACGAUGGGACAAUGAGCACUACAUAAUUGCUAUUCCUUCCUGCAUUUUUUGGUCUAUCUUGAGGGAGAGGAAUGGUAGAUGUCAAUGACAAGAGAAGCAAGAAUAAAAAGUUAUGUCAAUGCGAGAGGAUCACCUUGCCUUAGACCCGUCUGAGUAGGGCAAAACCCUUUUGGAGUACCAUUAAUAAUGAUAGAUGCUCAACACUAUUAAUAGAAUACUUUUAUCCAUUACAAUGCUUUGACUGUGUAAUCUGGGAAUUCUAAUUCAGUGUACUGACGUCUUUAGGAUAUGGAGCAAAAAAAUAUUCUGAUAUUUUCCAUAAUUCAUGGUGACGUCAAAGGGUUUCAAAAUGCUUUCUUUUGUGUAUAGGAGUUCAAGAAAUGUUUUUCACCGAUAAGAGUGAGCUCCUUUCUUUCUUGAUUACCCUCUAGAACUGUUUUAUUUGGUUUCUAUAUUUACCCAAGGAUGAUAGCUAGGAUUGAUUCUUGAAGAAUGAAAUGGUUCCUGAUAGAGUGAAAAUUGAUGCAAAGGAUUCAUAUAGUCGACCCGAUCUAGUUUUGUGUUGACAUGUAAUAAUUGUUGUUGUACUACUUGAUUGUUGAAACAAAAUUAUGAGA